This is a messenger RNA of Drosophila rhopaloa, 1114 nucleotides long. Its product is annotated as serine protease grass-like. Lineage: Eukaryota; Metazoa; Arthropoda; Insecta; Diptera; Drosophilidae. The coding region runs from base 353 to 1114 and encodes 253 amino acids. The record is from RefSeq and is a predicted model, not a curated record. The transcript has 5 exons. Gene Ontology annotation, molecular function: serine-type endopeptidase activity. Gene Ontology annotation, biological process: proteolysis.
CCGCAGCUCUUCGCAAGUGGCUCACCUCAUCUGGCUGACCGAGUUUCGAUCCCAGACCAGGUUUCGUUGUUCUACGAUUUCGGCGAUUAAAGUUAUAUGGUUUUGAGUCGAUAAUAAGUUGGCUGCACAAUGGAACUGCAGCUGGAAUCGACCGGAACCGCCUUGAACUCAGGCUUAAAAACCAGAACCAGAUAUAAGGAAUACAUAAAUUUGGCUAUUCUUAAACUAAAGAAGAAAGGAAGCUAACUGCGAUGGACAAUCGAGUGUAUCAUUUUUGGAACCAAAUUGCGGCAUUUCCAUUGCCGGAUCGCGAAAAUCGAAAACCAGGGUAAUCGGCGGUAAGGUGGCAGACAUGUUUGGAAACCCAUGGAUGGCCUUUAUACAAAGCAGCAUUUUAUGUGGCGGCUCACUCAUCACAAAUCGUUUUGUGCUUACUGCUGCACAUUGCAGAUCCAAUACACCUGCGGUGGUUUACCUAGGAGAGUUCGACAGAUCAACCAUCACUGAUUGUUCUACAACAGCUUGCAUGCCCAAUGCCAUUGGAAUCCAUGUUGAUGCUCAAAUAGGUCACCCAAGUUACUCGACUUCUGGGCAUCAGAACGACAUAGCUCUGUUUCGACUGGCCAGGCCUGUCCAAUAUACAGACUACAUAAGGCCCAUUUGUUUGCUGACCAACUUCGAUCCCUUGCCGCAAAUCAGGACAUUCACUGCCACAGGAUGGGGUGAAACAGGAUACAGUUUAGGGAGCAACAAAUUAUUGACCGCCACCUUAAUGCAUGUGGAUCGAUCGUAUUGCUCCAUUUACGGCAGAGUGGAUUCAUCUCAAAUCUGUGUCGCAGGAUAUGAUUCGCAUGUUUGUCGUGGGGAUUCUGGUGGUCCACUAAUGGCCACUGUGAAUAUAAAAGGUGCGAAUCGAGUCAUUCAGGCUGGAGUUGUCAGCUAUGGACAUCAAAAUUGCCGACAUGUGUCGGUGUUUACGAAUGUCGUGCACCAUAUAAACUGGAUAGCAGAUGUCGUACGACGUGGAAGUGCUCAGAAUACGCAGUUCCAACCCAAAGUUCGAAGGCCGACUUACAGUUACUAUCCCAAUACUUAUUGGUAUAUCUAUGGAUGA